This is a messenger RNA of Nymphalis io (European peacock), 3397 nucleotides long. It is a transcript of the gene Cpr, whose product is annotated as NADPH--cytochrome P450 reductase. Gene Ontology annotation, molecular function: FMN binding; NADPH-hemoprotein reductase activity; flavin adenine dinucleotide binding. Gene Ontology annotation, cellular component: cytosol. The transcript has 12 exons. Bases 186 to 2234 code for a protein of 682 amino acids. NCBI's taxonomy places the organism in Eukaryota, Metazoa, Arthropoda, Insecta, Lepidoptera, Nymphalidae. The record is from RefSeq and is a predicted model, not a curated record. Gene Ontology annotation, biological process: response to hormone.
CGGUCACGGAUCCGACUGAUGACGGUGAAUAUAGAGACCAUCACACCAGUAUAAUUUAAGUGGUGAUACAAGAAACUCGUGUUAGUGGGAGUGAUUAAUUAAAGGGGUUUUCGCGUUAAGUACUAAACGUUUGCUUGUGACCUUGGAACUAAGUAGCUUAAAGUUAUUAAGACAAUAAUUACAUCAUGUCAGAUAACACACAGGACAUUAUAAAAGAAGCUGCGGCGGCAGCCCUUGACGAUGGUUCACUGCUUAGUACUUUUGACAUAAUCAUGCUUGUCUUCUUAUUUGGUGCAGCUGUGUGGUGGCUUUAUAGUUCCAGAAAAGAAAGCAAAAAGGAUGAUUUACUACUCAGCAAUUAUGCUAUACAGCCCGCGGGUUCAAUAAAAGUUACAGAAAAUUCUUUUAUAAAGAAAUUACAAGCAUCAGGAAGAAGUUUAGUCGUGUUUUAUGGCUCCCAGACCGGUACAGGAGAAGAGUUUGCAGGUCGCUUGGCUAAAGAGGGUAUACGUUACAAAAUGAAAGGCAUGGUAGCAGACCCCGAAGAAUGUGAUAUGGAAGAAUUAACAAAACUCAGAGACAUACCAAAUUCUCUCGCUGUUUUUUGCUUAGCAACAUACGGCGAAGGGGAUCCAACAGAUAAUGCACUGGACUUUAUGGAGUGGUUAAAAAAUGAUCAGGAUCUCUCAGGAUUAAAUUAUGCUGUAUUUGGACUUGGAAAUAAGACAUAUGAACAUUACAAUGCUGUGGCUAUUUAUGUAGACAAACGCCUCGAGGAACUAGGAGCAACAAGAGUUUAUGAGAUUGGGCUUGGAGAUGACGAUGCAAACAUUGAAGAUGACUUUAUUACGUGGAAGGAAAAAUUUUGGCCAUCAGUUUGUGAGAAAUUCAAUAUUGAAAACACCGGAGAAGAAGAGUUAACUCGUCAAUUCCGUUUGAUAACGCAUGUAACAGAAGAAUUAAAGCCAAAUCAAAUAUUCACAGGAGAAAUUUCAAGGUUACUCUCCCUACAGAAUCAACGACCACCAUAUGAUGCUAAAAAUCCUUUCUUAGCACAAAUUAAGGUUAACAGAGAAUUACAUAAAGGUGGUGAUCGAUCAUGUCUCCAUAUAGAAUUAGAUAUAUCCAAUUCCAGCAUGCAAUAUGAAGCUGGUGAUCAUGUGGCUGUGUAUCCUAUUAAUGAUAGUAAUUUAGUUGAUCGACUUGGUCUCUUGACCGGUGCCAAUCUAGAUGAAGUGUUCUCACUUAUCAAUACUGACCAGGAAAGUACCAAGAAAAAUCCCUUCCCCUGCCCUACAUCCUACCGCACGGCUCUGUCGCACUAUAUUGAAAUAACUGCAUUGCCUCGUACCCAUAUCCUUAGAGAACUCGUCGAAUACUGUACAGAUGAAGAGGAUAAAAACCGUUUAUUGCUAAUGGCUACAAAUUCUCAAGAAGGUAAAGCAUUGUACCAAUCAUUUGUGGUAGAUGCAUGCAGGAAUAUUGUUCAUAUAUUGGAAGAUGUCAAGUCAUGUAAACCUCCACUCGAUCAUCUUUGUGAGCUGUUGCCCAGACUCCAGCCAAGAUAUUAUUCUAUUUCUUCAAGUCCAAAGAUGUAUCCUGAGACGGUCCAUGUUACAGCUGUGGUAGUCAAGUACGAAACUCCAACUGGUAGAGUCAACAAAGGAGUUACUACUACCUGGCUAGCAGAAAAUAAACCCGAGCCUGGCAAACCUUUCCCAAGAGUUCCAGUUUACAUAAGAAAGUCCCAAUUCAAGUUACCACUGCAGUGUCAGACGCCGAUCUUGAUGGUGGGUCCGGGCACGGGUCUGGCGCCCUUCCGCGGCUUCCUGCAGGAGCGAGCUCACGCGCGCGCCAGCGGCAAGUAUGUCGGCGACAACAUACUGUACUUCGGCUGUAGACACCGCGAUCAAGAUUAUAUCUAUCAGGAGGAACUAGAAGAGUAUGAGAAAAACGGAGACGUCAUCUUACAUACCGCUUUCUCUCGUGAUCAAGCCCAGAAGGUGUAUGUGACGCACUUAUUAGAAAACAAUUUAGACCAGAUUUGGGAUGUAAUUGGCAAGAGGACUGGACAUUUCUAUAUAUGCGGUGAUGCUAAAAACAUGGCAGUCGACGUCCGUAAUAUCGUGAUCAAGGCUAUUAUCGAAAAAGGAGAACGAACCGAAGCCGAAGCGCUUCAAUUUAUCAAGAAAUUGGAGUCUAUGAAAAAAUAUUCAACAGACGUUUGGAGUUAAAUACAAUUUGACAUCGACGAAAUUAUAGUAAAAUGAGGAGAAACAAUGAAAUAAGUGUUUUCUAGAAGCCAGGAAAUGGGAGGGUCGAUGGAAAAAAAAUUAUGCAUUUCAAACAGUCAAAGUCGCAGCUAGUGUAUUAUACUGUAUGCAAAUGGGUUCAUUUAUAAAUUAAAUUACCUAAUAAUAAUUGUUGUUAAUCGAUUGUGUUAUAUGUAUUUACGAAAUACGUAUACUACGUCAGCAUGUCCAACAAAGUCACGAGGCAGAGGAUCACAUCAAUUAUCCAAAAGGGUUAUUGUGCACUAAUUUUAUACAUAUAUAAGCAAAUUUAAAUUUUUCAAUUUAAAUUAAAGAUCCUUUCUUCAUUCUCUUCAACAUCAUCUUCUAUUAUGUGUGCUGGUAAUAAGUUUUGUAAUGUGAAAUAAAUUUGACUCUGUUUUUAUGUCCAGUAUCGAUUCUAUAUAUCUAUAUAGAAACUUUUUCAACAAUUCAAUAACGUCCAAUCAAAAAAACUUCAGCUCAUCUAAUUUUUGUCUGUUUAGCUUUUUCAUCCACUCAAUUUCAGUAUUUUUUUCUUCAAUUCUUUCGGUCAAAUAUUAAGCUUAUUAUUAUAUUAACUAAGCUAUUUGUAUUACAAGGUUGUUUGGGUUCAUUAUUUUUAUUUUGACUAAAUAAUAACUUCACAAUUGUAAGUACAUUUAACUAAUUAAAAUAAUUGAACAAUUUAAUUGUCAUAAUAGUAUCAAGGAUGUUUCUCUGCUAAGAUUUUCGAUAAUUACGGACAUUUAUUUCUGAUUUAUAAAUAUGAAAGCCCUACAAUUGCGUUAAGAUUUACAAUAAAAUAAUACCACGAGUUUUAACAUAAUUAAUAUAAAUGUACGAAAAUUGAGAGAAGGAAAAUAUAAUACCAUUAUAGAUUGGACUGUACAAGCAUACACUUAUCAUUUGUUUUUGUUUGACUCUUAGAACAAUUUAUGAGCAACUUAUUUUAUUAUUUUUGAAUAAAUAGCCUUGUUUUUUAUCGUUGUGUGUAAUUUUGAAUUAGUAGCUACAUAUAUUAAUUUUAUAGUAUAUAAGUGGACUGGGAUAUAUAAGUGAAAUAAAAAUAUUUUAAUUUUAUAUAUAAAUGGCAUUAUUUUAUUAAUUAAAUAUUUCAUAACAUA